ACCUUAACCUUGUCAAAUCCUUCUCACUGUUUUGGUCUCUUCCUUUCCCUCGACAUAUCACACGCUUACACACCAUUCUCUCUCUACAUUUGUAAGUGUGUGUCUUCAUUUUCCCCAGGUUUUCUUGGAAAAGAACUUUGUUUCUUCUCUCACUACCAGAGUUAUCGUUUUUAUCCUACUCCACACCUUCAAAUAAAACCUAUCAUGUAAUUAUAAUUCAGUAUCAAGUACCAGUAACUUUCAAGAAUUUUCAGUCUAACUUAAUACAGAAGCUUGAGAUAUGGAAGAUAUUUACGAUAUCAACAAGAUGAAUAUCCCUUUUGUAUCUUCUCCACACAACGUUAACGUUAACGUUAACGUUCCUUCUUAUUCUGACGCAACCACUUCAGAAUUGCAUCUAGGACUCGUUCGCGCCGUUACUGAUAACAACUACCUCCACAUGGAACACCAUCAACCAGAUCUAAUCGGGUCGGAUAUAUCGGAUCGGAUUAUCAAGAACCAGAUCGCCACUCAUCCUCUUUAUCCAAAUCUACUAUCCGCUUUCAUAGAAUGCCAAAAGGUUGGAGCAUCGACUGAACUCGCGUCUCUUCUGGAAGAAAUAGGCCGUGACAGCCACCGCACCGAGAGUCUCCGUCAGAUAGGAGAUGAUCCCGACCUUGAUCAAUUCAUGGAAUCAUACUGUGAAGUUCUUCAUAGAUACAAAGAGGAGUUAUCGAAACACAUGAAUGAAGCGAGUUUGUUUUUGUGUGAUAUUGAAUCACAACUAAGCCAACUUUGCAAAGGGACAGUAACAAUCUCAUCUGAUUAUAACAACAACCGUUCAGACGAAGCUGCAGGGACAUCAGAGGAUGAAAUGAUCUGUGGAAAGGUUGAAGCAGUUGAAGGUGUUCAUGAACAUUGUGGCACAUCAUGUCCAGGCGACAAAGAGCUUAAACAAAUGCUCCUUCGUAAAUAUGGAGGUUACCUUAGUAACUUGAGAAAGGAGUUUCUUAAGAAAAGGAAAAAGGGUAAACUACCAAAGGAUGCAAGAAUAGCAUUGCUGGAUUGGUGGAACAUCCACUAUAGGUGGCCUUAUCCGACGGAGGAUGAGAAAAUGCAGCUGUCAGAAACAACUGGACUUGAUAUAAAGCAGAUAAAUAACUGGUUCAUCAAUCAGAGGAAAAGACACUGGAAACCAUCUGAAGAUAUGAGAUUUGCCGUUAUGGAGGGUGUAAGUAGCACUGGCAUAGCAGAACCUCUAUAAUUUAAAUUUGCUGGAAGAAUGGAAUCGUCAAAGAAGUGUACCCUUUUGCUUGUGUUCAAAAUAUGAUGGUUAAAAUAUUAGCAGUUAUCUAUUUCAUAGAUCCAUGUUACAGGAUCUCAUUAUUUUAUGACAAUUUGUAUAGAUAUGUAUUAUUCAUGUUGAUUUGAAGACAAAGCAGCAGAUGCAAUGCAGUGAACAUACAUUCCUUGAUUCCUUGAUGUUGGAAGCAUACUUGGACACAGAUCCUCUUCUGCCCCUCUCAUGUUUUUUAUAUUUAAUCUCCUUGAAUGUCAUUAGUGAUGAUGACGAAUGUGAAGAGGUUUUUGUUUUGUAUUUGUGGAAAUUAUAUAUUUUUACAUAGAGAAGACUCGAUUUGUAUUCAUA
Messenger RNA from Lathyrus oleraceus (garden pea), 1627 nucleotides. RefSeq names its product homeobox protein knotted-1-like 1. The coding region runs from base 281 to 1243 and encodes 320 amino acids. The transcript has 5 exons. Gene Ontology annotation, biological process: regulation of DNA-templated transcription. NCBI's taxonomy places the organism in Eukaryota, Viridiplantae, Streptophyta, Magnoliopsida, Fabales, Fabaceae. Gene Ontology annotation, cellular component: nucleus. The record is from RefSeq and is a predicted model, not a curated record. Gene Ontology annotation, molecular function: DNA-binding transcription factor activity, RNA polymerase II-specific; DNA binding.